AGUUUGUCAACAUCUCUUGAGACGUAUACACGUGUACAUAUACUAGUAAAUGCCCCCUUAGUAUUUUGCGGACACUCGUCAAGUAUACAUCUGUAUGUACUGUGUAUAAGAAAUUUUCUGCUGAUGUGCCGAAAAUUUAACAUAUAACUUUACAUUUAUCAUCGCGCAAAACAUUACUAGGGUUUACAACGGGUGCCGCGACAAUCUGUUGUGUCAGUAAUACAUAUCAGCGUGAUUUGUAACAAAAGUCACAUUAAAUGCAUUACAAAUAUAACAGAAUAUAAUUCUGUUUGUAGAGUGAAUAAAGCAACACACCAGUAGCAGUGGUACAUUCAUCGGUAAGCGUGACGACGCUUUAGUAAGCGAACGACUCUACAAGGACUCUACGUGUAGCGGCAGCAACACAAGUAUCAACGGUGACUUGCAUAGUACAACAGGUAACGGAAAUGGCCAUGAAUUUCUAUCCACCUACAUCAGGUCCGCAAAACCAAUUGCACAUACAACAAGGGACACACAAUACGUGCUUGUCCGAGAAUAACUCCGCUCAACUUGACACUAGCCCCCAUUUAAAUAGAUUUGAACAUAUAAAGAUAAUAAAAGUGGAGGACGUGUUACAUUAUUUCGAAACGAUACCACAUUCAUUCGACAAUAAUCAUGAAGUGGUUAGUCAAAAGCUAAAUAAUGAACUUACAAACUAUAACUGUGUCAAUUCCUUAAUAGAUGUAAUAAAGACAUGUAAGUCGAACAUCAUGAAUGCUUAUGAUAAUGCACGGUAUUUGGUGCAUCUGUUGAGAAAUUAUCCGAUAAUCAUUGAGACUUAUCUAGCUUCUAAUCCGUAUAACUAUGAAACAGAGAAGGAACUAAAGGAAUUAGGAUACUAUUUCAAAGUAUCCAUCAUAAAUGUUUCAAAUGCAGCACAAACAUCAUCAAUUUAUAGUAUCGACCAACCUUUUGUGGUUAAUCCAUACAUUCAAACUCUGAAAACACCAAGGUUAUAUGGAUUGCAAGAGUGUAGUUCUCACUACGCUACAGUGCACACAGUGGGGCAAGAUCGACUCUUUUCGAGGCUGAGUCACCGGAAGUGUACAACAGCUCACACGUCAGGCAGCCAUCAACAGCAGCUCAAGCGUAUAUUUCAGUGAACAAAGGGAUAAAACGCCAGAGGCUCAAUUAGACGAUUAAAUUAAAUUAGUUAUAAUAUAAACUUGAUAGAUAAGAUAAAGAUACAAUUGUUGCCUGUUACACGAAACAUCGAAGAAAACGACGAAAAUUUAACGCGCGUUAUACAUUCGUUCUAAAAUGAUUUCCAAAGAAAAUUCGGACUAUUAUGAACGUACUCUGAAGAUAUGACAUACAUAUCAUAUGGAUCAGUAGAAUUUAUUGAUGUCGGGUUACAUGCGAGGUACGAGUUCCAGCUGUGGUACGAAUGGAGGGAAACACUUAACGACAAAAAGAAGCUCUACAGAUAAGUUGCUGAAUUAAUUGAAAAUCUAAAAGAUUAUUCAGCAAUGUUCGAACAAUUUUUGACAGUCUCUACUAAUUAGAAAAGUUCGUUCGAAAGCCAUAUAAACGCGCGAACACUCUUUCGUCCGCUCCUCCAUCGUUUUGAUUCCUUCUUUUCUUUUCCUAUCUAAAAAGAAAAGGAUGGUUCUCUAUUCUCUUGUUAUAGCUAAAAGUGAGAAUGAGAGAGAAAAUAGAAGAAAGAGAAUAUUCGUAUGUUGUAUAAUAAUUAUGUGCACAGUGCGAUGUAUAAACAAUCAAAUGUAAUUUUAGAUUUUCAAACGGACCUUUUAAUAUUGGAAUGUCAUUGUCAAAAUUAAUAUUGGUAUUAUAAGAUGAAAACUAUCCGUUGCUUGAUCGCCAAAAUAAAAUUAUUAACGGAACGUUAUACAAAUAAGAUACAAGUUCAAGGAACGUAUUCUAUCUUAUAUAUCAUAACAAAGUAAAUUUAGUUUUAGUAGAUACGUACUUUGAAAACUACAAUAUAUGAUCAUAAUAAGUAUUCAGAUAUCUAGUUAAUAUUAUAUAAUUGAUGCAACUUUUUUUAAAAAACAUCCGUAUGCGAUUGUAAUAUCACACUCAUUAUAAGCAGUUUAAACAUUAUGUACAGAUAGGCAAUGUACAACAAUGUUUGUAUGAGCGAAUUAUGAAUGAUUUUUUUAUAAUCAAUAUUUUUAAUUACACAAAUUCACAAGUUUUAUUAUACAAAUUACACAAGUUUAUCAGUUGUUACAUAAUUUACAUUUUGUCUCAAAAUGGCACGCAUAAUGUAACUAAGAAAUAAUCAGUUUGAAAAUAUAUAUUUGAGGCGUA
Odontomachus brunneus is the source of this 2313-nucleotide messenger RNA. RefSeq lists its product as uncharacterized. Bases 447 to 1142 code for a protein of 231 amino acids. The transcript has 5 exons. Lineage: Eukaryota; Metazoa; Arthropoda; Insecta; Hymenoptera; Formicidae. The record is from RefSeq and is a predicted model, not a curated record.